This is a messenger RNA of Trypanosoma theileri, 1395 nucleotides long. RefSeq names its product mitochondrial processing peptidase alpha subunit. The transcript has a single exon. The record is from RefSeq and is a predicted model, not a curated record. Gene Ontology annotation, cellular component: mitochondrion. The coding region runs from base 1 to 1395 and encodes 464 amino acids. Gene Ontology annotation, molecular function: metal ion binding. Lineage: Eukaryota; Euglenozoa; Kinetoplastea; Trypanosomatida; Trypanosomatidae.
AUGCUGCGCCGAUGUUUUCCGUGUCGGGGAAUUGUGGAAACCGUGACGAAAGACAAUUAUGUGCUUUCCCGUCUCUCUAAUGGACUACGUGUGCUUACAUGUGAUGACGGAAACGGUAUUACUGGUAUGGGUCUUUUCAUGCUAAAUGGAACAAAGUUUGAGGAUGAAAGCAAUGCAGGAUCUGCUGCUGUAUUUGAGUCACUUCCGCUUCUGAGUAAUCAGAUAUAUACUGAUCGUGAGAUUAGUCAAUCCCUUGGUGUGCUUGGUAAUGCCUUCAAGGUAACAAAUAAUAAGGAGGCCAUGUCAGUGAUGCUUAUGGUACCACGAUAUCACCAACGUGAUGGACUGGAAUUACUUAACGCAAUGUGUCUACACCCUACACAAAAUAAAGAUUGCUUUGAAAUUGCAAAGAAGAAGGCACUUGAACGUGCUUUUGUAUACAGCCGUGAUGCGACCAGUAUGUGUUUUGAGCUUGUACAUGAAGCAGGUUGGAAUGGUAAAGGACUUGGUCGUCCACUUAACCCAAAAGAGGAAGAACUCAACAGACUCACACUGGAGAAAUUUACCGCUUUUCAUCGUGCCUGUACACGGCCGGAGCGUACUGUACUCGCCGCCACAGGUGUUGCGGAUCAUAAACUCUUCGCUACUGAGGCGGAGCGUAUUCUGCAGUUUGACAGUGAGCCCGUGCAGUUAUGUACAUCCAGUCAUCAUCCAUACACCGGUGGAAGCCGAUUGGUACAGCAGACAGAAGCACCUGAGAGUAUGAAUAAAUUUCAGGAGAAAAAUCUCAGUCAUGUUGCCUUGUUUUAUCAAGGUGUUCCAAUUAAUCACCCGGAUUAUUAUACUAUUAGUGUGAUUCAAACACUUCUUGGUGGUGGGACGUCCUUUAGUUCUGGUGGACCUGGUAAAGGUAUGCAAACCAAACUAUUUCGUGAGGUACUAAACAGAGAAGGUUUUCUACAUGGAUUGGAAUGUAUUACGGCAUGGUAUAGUGAUGGGGGUCUUAUUGGACUUUACGGUAGUGCACCGCAUGAGUCUGUGUAUGCAUUGCUGAAAGUAAUGAUUUACCAAGCUGCCUCUAUCUGUCAACGUGUUAGUCCUGAGCAUCUGGAGAUGGCGAAGAAUCAAUUACGUUCACAGUUAAUUCUCCUUGGAGAGGGACGUGAACAAUUGUUAUCUGAUAUGGGAUUCAAUAUGGUUGUACACAAUCAUAUCAUUACAGCCAAUGAGACAGUGGAAGGGACACGAGAUAUCACGCUGAGUGGAUUAAAACGCGUCUGUGCAGAUAUGGUACGCAAACCUCUUACCUUUGCGGUAUAUGGAGAGACAAGAAAUAUGCCCUCUCAUGCCAAAUUGGAGGAGGCACUGCGUAAAACGUACGAGAAGAUGAAUUAA